AAACACGGCAACCGCUGGGCGGCCGUCGCGGACGAGUUCCCCGGCCGCACCGGUCAGCAGUGCGCGCAGCGGUGGCGGCACAAGGUCAACCCGUCGAUUCGCAAGGACAAGUGGACCGAGGACGAGGACGUGCUGCUUCACGCUCUCGUUGAGAAGCUCGGGACGCGAUGGGCGCACAUCGCGGAGUCCAUCCCGGGACGCACGGACCAGCAGUGCAUGGGCCGCUGGCGACGCCACCUCGACCCCAAGGUGAAGCGCGACGCGUGGAGCACGAAAGAAGACCGCGCGCUCGCGGAGCUGAAGCAUCAGCACGGCACGAACUGGAGCUCGAUCGCCAAGUCGCUC
Messenger RNA from Micromonas pusilla CCMP1545, 345 nucleotides. RefSeq lists its product as uncharacterized. Lineage: Eukaryota; Viridiplantae; Chlorophyta; Mamiellophyceae; Mamiellales; Mamiellaceae. Gene Ontology annotation, cellular component: snRNA-activating protein complex. The record is from RefSeq and is a predicted model, not a curated record. The annotation marks the transcript as partial. The transcript is spliced from 2 exons. Gene Ontology annotation, biological process: snRNA transcription by RNA polymerase II; snRNA transcription by RNA polymerase III. Gene Ontology annotation, molecular function: RNA polymerase III type 3 promoter sequence-specific DNA binding; RNA polymerase II cis-regulatory region sequence-specific DNA binding.